Agrilus planipennis (emerald ash borer) is the source of this 1009-nucleotide messenger RNA. RefSeq lists its product as uncharacterized. Bases 378 to 710 code for a protein of 110 amino acids. NCBI's taxonomy places the organism in Eukaryota, Metazoa, Arthropoda, Insecta, Coleoptera, Buprestidae. The record is from RefSeq and is a predicted model, not a curated record. The transcript is spliced from 3 exons.
AAAUCGAUUAUAUUUUUGCGCGCCACGUUUUAAGACUCCAGAGUGACUAAGACCAUAGACUAGUGAAGCUUGACAAGCCCGCGACAACCAACGUCAUAGAAGUUAGAUGUUCUAUGACCAUAGACAUAACAUGAUACACUACAGUACUCCCCCUCCAGUGGGAAAACCCACGAAACAAAUAAUACAUAGCAAACAAUGAAACAAUACAAAGAUAAGUACAAACGUAUGAAAAGGUGAAAUUACAAAAAUAAGUUAUAUGCAAAUCGUAAAAAUAACAUUGGGUAAGUAUAAAGUUAACAUUGUUUAGUUACUUAAAUCGUACACAUUUAUUGUUUGAUUGUAGCACUUCAAUUUUCGCAUAAGAGUGAUCGUGCGAAAUGGGAUUAUCAUUCAACAGGAAUGCAGUGAAAUAUUUUUCAGAACGGUUCACUACACGAUACGGGCCAUCGAACGGUGGUUGGAGAGGUUUUUUUACCGAAUCACGACGCACAAACACAUGUGAACUGGAUUUGAGUGCUGACGUUGGACAAAGGACGAUGGAUCCAAAUGGAGAGAAGAAGAUGGUAGAAAUAGUUCUCCAGGUAAACGUAAUCCUGAUCCAUAAAGCAUUUCUGCAGGGCUGGCUUCGGCAUCCUCGCGCAUUACACAACGGAAGCCGAGGAGGAUCAUUGGUAGAAUCUCAGUCCAACGGUCGCUGCGGUAAGCUUUAAUAGCACUUUUUAGAGUGCGGUGCCAACGUUCGAUUUUUCCAUUAGUUUGCGGAUGAUAGGGUGAAGAUCGAGAUCUUUUGAUGCCCAAAAGUAAUGCUAGGGAUUGAUAUAGUGAGCUUUCGAAUUGACGGCCUUGGUCCGUGACAAUUCGCAAAGGGAUGCCAAAACGUGCUAUCCAGUGAGUGAAGAAAGCUUCUGCCACAGUUGCAGCGCAUAUAUCUGCAAUAGGUAUGACUUCUACCCAACACGUAAAUCGGUCAAUGAUUGUUAAACAAUAUGAGAAACCUCGUGAAGGUGGU